GACUGUAAGGCGGUGUGUGCAAUGGGGACAAGAAAAUGGGGAAUUUGCCUAUCAACAUUGGGGAAUUUGCUUCUUCGACUGAAUUAAAUGUUGUGAUGAGAAUGAUUUGGGGAAGUACGUUGGGAUCUGAUGAAGAAAAGAAUGAAGAGAUUGGAGGAGUGUUUAGGGAGUUAAUGGGGAAGUAUGUUGACACGUCUGCUGAGCCUAAUAUCUCUGAUUUCUUCCCCUGGCUUGCUAGAUUCGAUUUGCAGGGGAUAGAGGCCAAGAUGGAGGGUAUGAGGAAGGCUGUGGACAAUAUUUUUGAACCCAUCAUUAAGGAAGGUGUAAGGAUAGUUUCUGAGAAAUCUGGGAGUGUGAGCAACGGCGACGAAAAGAAGGAUUUUCUGCAGAUCCUUUUAGAGCUGAAGGAGCGUGAUGACGCUAGGAGAUCAUUGGAUUUCCAAGCAAUCAAGGCAAUGUUGCUGGAUAUUGUGAUAGGAGGGACGGAUACCACAGCCACAAUGGUAGAGUGGGUUAUGACAACAUUACUUGAUAAUCCAGAGAUAAUGAAAAAGGUCCAGAAGGAAUUAGAGGAGAUUGUAGGAAUAAUCAAUAUUGUUGAAGAGUUCCAUCUACCAAAGCUCAGCUAUUUGGAUGCAGUUGUGAAGGAGACAUUCCGUUUAUACCCAGCAUUACCACUUCUAGUCCCCAGGUGCCCAACUAAUACUACACAAGUUGGCGGAUACACCAUUCCUAAGGGUACUAGGGUCCUUCUAAAUAUCUAUGCAAUACAUAGAGACCCUCAACUUUGGGACAAUCCUUUGGAGUUUAGGCCUGAAAGGUUCCUUGACCAAACUUCUGGUUUAGAUUAUACAGGCAAUGAUCAUAGGUUUUUGCCAUUUGGAUCUGGGAGGAGAAUUUGUGCUGGUAUUCCCUUGGCAGAGAAAAUGCUUAUUUAUAUUUUGAGUUCACUAUUGCACUCCUUUGACUGGCAUCUUCCUGAAGGUAAAAAUCUUGACCUAUCUGAUAAAUUUGGGAUAGUCACUAAGAAAAAUGUUCCCUUGAUUGUUGUGCCAGCACAGAGGUUAUCUAAAUACGAACUUUAUCAAUAAUUUUAUUUACAGAAAUAUAUGUCUUCAUGUAAAUAGUAUAAUGGGGUGCCAGCAAGUACCAUCAUCUAUCUAGCUACGUAUGAAUACUAAAUGGCAUUACUACAUUAGUGUGCAAUUGUGUUCUUUUCCAUUAUAGUGCAUAUACUCAUACCUACUCCA
Messenger RNA from Ipomoea triloba (trilobed morning glory), 1250 nucleotides. RefSeq names its product cytochrome P450 76C4-like. Gene Ontology annotation, molecular function: heme binding; iron ion binding; monooxygenase activity. Bases 36 to 1091 code for a protein of 351 amino acids. The record is from RefSeq and is a predicted model, not a curated record. NCBI's taxonomy places the organism in Eukaryota, Viridiplantae, Streptophyta, Magnoliopsida, Solanales, Convolvulaceae. The transcript is spliced from 2 exons.